GUCAGCGUAAGAGCUUCAUAAGCGCGCACCCUGCUUCACGCGCGUCACAUUACUAUGUGUAAACGGCUCCGAAAACAUUCACGUGAGCACAACAUAACAACAACGAGACGUUACUUUGAGACACAAGCACAGCGUUUAUUCCGGUAGCUAGGUCGAGUUUUGCGUUUGAGUAAGGGACGGUUAAUAUAUUUUGGCACCGCAUGAACAGGCUGAUUCUUUCUGGACCCUUCGCUCAUCUUGGCCGGAGAUGGGAGUUCUGCUGUACUGGCCGAAUAUUAUAGGAUACAUCAGGAUUAGCCUUGUGUUUGCAGCAUGGGCUGUUUAUGAGAGGCCAGCAUUGUUUGUCCCUCUGUACUCCGUCUUCGCAGCCCUUGAUGGAUUGGAUGGCUGGUUGGCGAGGAAAUUUGGUCAGACCUCCAGAUUUGGGGCGUGGAUGGACGUAGUGGUGGACAACCUGGGCAGAAGCAUGCUGUGGAAUCAGCUGUUUGAGUGGGGCUGGCUGGUUUCCUCACUGGAGUGGUGUGUGUUUGUGUGUAACCACAACACCAGAGGUGACCAGUGGAAGCACAGCUUCGCCGGCAGUCCUCGCCUCAUACGGGCCAUCAUGGCAAACGGGUUUCAGACCCCUCUUGGCGUGUGGGUGGUGAGCGGGCUGCACGUCCUCCCCGUGUGGAUGUAUUUAUCUCAGAGGGGUCUCCUGUCCAGCUGGUUGGAUUGGCCUCUUUUGAUCCAGGUUACGGGGACACUGCUGCUGGUUGUGGGGCGCCUGUUUGCGUUGGCAGCUGAGAUGUGGUGUAUAUGGACACAUGUUACAUACCUCAUCUGCGAUGAGCCUGUCGAGAAAAAGAACUGAUUUAAAAAAUGUUUUUUUUACCAUUUCAUAGUUUUGCUUGGGGCGCUUCUGCAGAUGUGUUACAUUGAUACAGCUACUGUCAGUUGAAGGGAACAUGUAGCUUUUUUAGCUUCAGGAAAGACGUUUUUGCACAGCACUGUUAGGAGACUGGAACAUUGAAUACAAAUUUCCAGUAGAGAGCCGGUCUAUUCCAGAGUAAAUAAUAUAACCUACUAAAGUGAAAGCUUUAUGGUGAAGUACAGUAGAAAAUGCCACACAUAAAUCUUGUUAAGAGGUUUUAGCUGUACGCAACAUCAAAAUAUUUUAAAGGUGACAAUGCAUUUUGUUCAGUUAGCUAUCGUAUUUAAGUCUGAUGUACCAGACACGUCAAUAAAAAAUUUAUUUUUCAA
Menidia menidia (Atlantic silverside) is the source of this 1242-nucleotide messenger RNA. Lineage: Eukaryota; Metazoa; Chordata; Actinopteri; Atheriniformes; Atherinopsidae. The record is from the annotation of a GenBank genome assembly.